Solea solea (common sole) is the source of this 7838-nucleotide messenger RNA. It is a transcript of the gene ppip5k1a, whose product is annotated as diphosphoinositol pentakisphosphate kinase 1a. The coding region runs from base 495 to 4838 and encodes 1447 amino acids. Lineage: Eukaryota; Metazoa; Chordata; Actinopteri; Pleuronectiformes; Soleidae. Gene Ontology annotation, cellular component: cytosol. Gene Ontology annotation, molecular function: inositol hexakisphosphate kinase activity; 5-diphosphoinositol pentakisphosphate 1-kinase activity; diphosphoinositol pentakisphosphate kinase activity. The transcript has 31 exons. Gene Ontology annotation, biological process: inositol metabolic process; inositol phosphate biosynthetic process. The record is from RefSeq and is a predicted model, not a curated record.
UUCAGUCUGCUAGUCUGAUUUAGAUGGUGUCUUAACCUAAUCUGAAUCUACUCAGUUAUUGUCAAGUAAACAAAGCUGUCACAGUUAUGAACGAGAUGAAAAAACCUGUAAUUUAUUGAAAUUACUUCUGCUACCGUUCCUGCUCUGUUAGACCAGGUAGCUGUGAGCGUGCCUCAGCAAGGAGUCCUGAGUCAUCUGGUUCAAGGUGUGGACAGGGUGGAGGCCAAAGAAAAAGAAGAGUACAGCUUUGGCUAUCAGUUUUCCAUUAAACUGGAGGAAAGUACUGUCUUCAGACAAUUGGAUCUUAGGUCUCUCAGCUGCUGAAGAAGGCCUGUAAGAAACCUAAGCCAUUUAUCUCUGCUAUCCAACUUAGGCAGAGUGGAACUGUCCAUUUUCCCAGACCUUGUGCCCUCCCAUUGGUGACCCGCUCUGGCAGCGCGUUGGUGGACGUCGAUGGCGUGGUGGGAUGCUGAAGGCUGCUGCGGGGGACUGUAAUGUCAGAGCCCAACAGCUCGGGUGAGAGCCGGUGUGGCACUCCCAGAUUCUUCUUGGGCUGCGAAGAUGAUGAGAGUGAGGUCUUGGAGGACAGCAUGAGGACAGACAUGGAUCUGUAUGAGGACGACGAAGACACAGACUCGCCCCCAGAGCAACAGAUUAUGGUGGGCAUCUGCUGCAUGAUGAAGAAGUCUAAGUCCAAGCCAAUGACCCAGAUCCUGGAGAGGCUGUGCAAAUUUGAGUACAUUACUGUGGUCAUCUUCCCAGAGGACGUCAUCCUCAACGAGCCCGUGGACAAAUGGCCUCUGUGUGACUGCCUCAUUUCAUUUCACUCGAAGGGCUUCCCAUUGGACAAAGCCGUGAGCUACGCCAAACUUAGAAACCCUCUGCUCAUCAAUGACCUGAACAUGCAGUACUACAUACAGGACAGGAGAGAGGUAUAUCGCAUCCUGCAGGAGGAAGGGAUUGAUUUGCCGCGCUAUACUGUGCUGAAUCGUGACCCAGAUAAACCUGAUGAGUGUAACCUGGUGGAAGGCGAGGACCAUGUGGAGGUGAAUGGAGAGAUAUUCCAGAAGCCUUUUGUUGAGAAGCCUGUCUGUGCCGAGGACCACAAUGUCUACAUCUACUAUCCCACUUCUGCUGGUGGAGGCAGUCAGCGUCUUUUCAGAAAGAUUGGGAGUCGAAGCAGUGUGUACUCGCCAGAGAGCAGUGUGAGGAAGACGGGCUCAUACAUAUAUGAGGAGUUCAUGCCAACAGAUGGCACAGAUGUUAAGGUGUACACUGUGGGACCGGACUAUGCUCAUGCUGAAGCCCGUAAGUCCCCAGCUCUGGAUGGGAAGGUGGAGAGAGACAGCGAGGGCAAGGAGGUUCGCUACCCUGUCAUGCUCUCUGCCAUGGAAAAACUGGUGGCCCGUAAGGUUUGCCUUGCAUUUAAGCAAACUGUUUGUGGCUUUGACCUUCUCAGAGCCAAUGGUCACUCCUAUGUUUGUGAUGUCAAUGGAUUCAGUUUUGUGAAGAACUCAAUGAAGUACUAUGACGACUGUGCCAAAAUCCUCGGGAACAUUGUGAUGCGUGAGCUGGCUCCUCAGUUUCAAAUUCCUUGGUCCAUCCCUACUGAGGCAGAGGACAUCCCCAUUGUUCCCACUACUUCAGGGACCAUGAUGGAGCUGCGCUGUGUCAUUGCUGUCAUCCGACAUGGAGACAGAACGCCUAAGCAGAAGAUGAAGAUGGAAGUCCGCAACCCCAUGUUCUUUGAGCUGUUUGAAAAAUAUGGAGGAUACAAAACAGGGAAAAUAAAGUUGAAGAAACCAAAACAACUUCAGGAGGUGCUGGACAUCACACGGCAGUUGUUAGCAGAACUAGGACAGCACAAUGACUGUGAGAUAGAAGAGAAAAAGUCCAAAUUAGAGCAGCUGAAGACUGUUCUGGAAAUGUAUGGCCAUUUCUCUGGGAUCAACAGAAAAGUGCAACUAACCUACCUGCCCUAUGGGCAGCCCAAAACCUCAAGUGAGGAAGAAGACUCACGGAAGGAAGGUCCGUCUCUGCUGCUGGUGCUGAAGUGGGGAGGAGAGCUGACUCCGGCUGGCAGAGUGCAGGCUGAAGAGCUGGGAAGGGCUUUCCGCUGCAUGUACCCUGGGGGACAAGGUGACUAUGCUGGUUUUCCAGGAUGUGGGUUACUGCGGUUACACAGCACCUACAGACAUGACCUGAAGAUAUAUGCAUCUGAUGAAGGCAGGGUGCAGAUGACAGCGGCAGCUUUUGCAAAGGGUUUGCUGGCUCUGGAGGGUGAGUUGACACCCAUCCUGGUGCAGAUGGUUAAGAGUGCCAACAUGAAUGGGCUGCUAGACAGUGACAGCGACUCACUGAGCAGCUGCCAGCACCGUGUCAAGGCCAGGCUCCACGAGAUUCUGCAAAAGGACAGGGACUUCAUCGAAGAGGACUAUGACAGGCUGGCCCCGACCUGUAGUGACUCUUUGAUGAAUUCAAUGAAGAUGGUCCAGAACCCAGUGGCCACUUGUGACAAGGUCUAUGCCCUCAUUCAGAGCCUCACGUACCAAAUCCGCAAAAGAAUGGAGGACCCCAAAUCAGCUGACCUACAGUUGUACCACAGUGAAACACUGGAGCUGAUGCUGCAGCGCUGGUCCAAACUUGAAAAAGACUUCCGCAUGAAGAAUGGCCGCUAUGACAUCAGUAAAAUACCUGACAUUUAUGACUGUGUGAAGUACGAUUUCAUACACAAUGCCUCUCUGGGCCUGGAAGACACACUGGAGCUGUUUAGGUUGUCUCGAGCUUUGGCUGACAUUGUUAUCCCUCAGGAAUAUGGCAUGAAUAAAGCGGAGAAAUUGGACAUAGCAUAUGCCUACUGCCUCCCACUGGUCAGAAAGAUUCGGCUUGACCUACAGAGGACCCAUGAGGAUGAGUUUGUCAACAAACUACAUCCUCUGUACUCUCGUGGAGUCCUGUCUCCUGGACGCCAUGUCAGGACACGUUUGUAUUUCACCAGUGAGAGUCACGUCCACUCCUUGCUCAGCUUUUUCCGCUAUGGAGGCUUGCUUGAUGAGGAGAAGGAUCAGCAGUGGAAGCGUGCCAUGGAUUACCUCAGUGCUGUCUCUGAACUUAACUACAUGACUCAGAUUGUCAUCAUGCUAUAUGAGGAUAACAAUAAGGACGUGACCUCUGAGGAACGCUUCCAUGUAGAGCUUCACUUCAGCCCAGGGGUCAAAGGUGUUGAGGAGGAAGACAACGCACCCACUGGCUUUGGCUUCAGGCCCGCUUCUGCAGAAGUAGCACGACAGGUACUAUCACGUCCUAGCAUUUCAUCAAUAUUCUACACAGUCUACAUCAUUUUUUCUCUUCAUUUGCUCACUCACAACGAGCAGAAAGAGUCGGACCCUGGCAGUCUUGAGGAUCUCUCACGAGAUGAGACGGACCGCGCUGGGCCACUGUCUGAGCCAAUCACUAUUCAGAAGAGGUCUCCACUUGUACGCAAUCGAAAAACUGGAUCCAUGGAGGUCCUGUCAGAAACGUCAUCGUCUAAAGUAGGCAGUUAUCGCCUCUUCUCUUUCUGCACACGUCAGUCCCCUGAGAUGAAACAAAGUGGAUUAGGCUCUCAGUGCGCCGGGCUCUUCAGCACCACUGUCCUAGGUGGGUCCUCUAGUGCCCCUAAUCUGCAAGACUACGCACGUGCACACCGCAAAAAAUUCUCCACUGGCAGUCUAUCCUACAAAGACGAGUUGUUGUCUAUGCCGGCAGUAAAACGAUUUUCUGUGUCGUUUGCAAAGCAUCCGACUAAUGAGCCCUUUGAAGAGCACCAUGUGGCCCAGUUGUUGAGGCCUUUCUCCACCGACCUCAGCCUGGGCCGCCGUCACUCUCUGGACAGGGCGCUGGCCCACCACCUCCACCAGUGCUCCUACCACCUUCGCCUCUUUCGAAACUGGCUCAUCUCCGGCCAGGACCCUCUAGAGUACCUCUACGGCUUUGAAGGCUGCUCCAUGGUGCCCUCCAUCUAUCCACUCGAAACACUGCACAACUCGCUGUCGCUAAAACAGGUCAACGAGUUCCUCACAAAAGUGUGCGAGAGUGCCGGGGACCCACACUCCAGGACGACCAGAGCUCUGACAGCCAUGUUUGCCACACACAACAAUCCAUCCGUAGAGUCUUACAUCCCUCAGAGAGUCCUUUCUUCUUCCAUCUCUCUUAAAUCUCGUUCUGACAGACCUCCUUGGUACAGCAGUGGUCCAUCCAGCACAGUGUCCAGCGCUGGGCCGUCUUCUCCCACCACAGCUGACACUUCACCACGCUUUAGUUUCAGUGAUAAAAUUUCCCUGACCCCUCAGAGCAGUGAAGAAACCCACUCCUCUCAAAAUGCUUCCACUCAGCCAACGCCUGCCGUUGGGUCACAGAUCCUUGACCCAGCUUGCCCUCCUGUCUCAAACCCUGUUGAGGCCCCUUUGACUCCAGACAACUCACCAGAAGAUGACGUGGAGACUGGUCAGCUGCCAGAUCAUCAUCAACACAUGCAGGAAGGGCCAGAGGUGACCUCUGCCUCUUUGGAUUCUCUAAUUCCAGAUUCUGGCCUGAGGCCGGCCUGCUCUGCAUUAACUGAGCUUGCUCUGGGCCGAAUGGAGGGUUACUGCCUGCCAGGCUCUCUUCCUGUACUGCUGGAGCUCAGAGAGAGCAGCAGCGAGGCCGGCUCCAGCUCCCAGACACCCCAGUCUCCUGAAGGACCUGAUGAGUUCUUUGACACCCAGGAGUCCAUGGAGCUAUGGACGGACAGUCCAGAAAGCCUUCCUCAUCCUGAGACGCCUCUGGAGCUUGGAGCCACUCACCCAGUGAAGCCAUAGGGUGAAAAAUUCCAGAACAUUAUACUACAUAUAUAUAUAUGUCAGAAACUAGUGUGGUUGCAUCGUACAGGCAUCAAUCUUGUUGUCAAUCAUGAGCCAACCAAGCCUUUCCUCUAUUCUAACUUACUAACUGUGUGUUGUAACUAGUGCUGGACGGUAUGACCAAAAAUGUUUAUUGCGGUACUUUUCAAAAUUUCAACGGUUUUGGUUUCAUGGUAUACAAAAGAAUCAGAAUAAGUGUGUGUGUGUGUGCGUGUGCGCGUGUACUCGCUCAUAUGCGAGUGGCUGAGACGCAUCCAAGUGUGUGUCUGUUAAUGUAACUGUAUACAUUCUUGUUACUGUCAGACUUGAUUUCUGCUAAAGUGGUGGAGUAAAUUGAUCAUUCCUGCGAUCACUACCCCAGUUGCAUGUGUGGUGCAGCUGUGAAAGAGCCGACGAACAGUGUUUUGCUACGCUGCGUUCCAUUUUUCAUAUAUCUUGCGGUAUACAAAGUUCAUAUCAUUUUCGGUAUGAACCGGUAUACCACCCAGCACUAGUUGUAACUAUGGGCAGCUAGCUGGUCCUCACAUUCGUCCAUGUUUUGGACAAGCGUGAUGAUGCCAUAAUAUGUGCCGUUUUGUUCCCUUUUAAAAAGCUCAUCGGUGCACAGCAGUAACAUCACUGAGCCUCCUCUGGACAGGCCACUGGCUCAGUCCAUUUGUUUCUGAAGAUGUAGCAAGCAAGUUCUUUUAAGGUCAAUUUUUAUUGUUUAAUGGGGGAAUAUGUAUUAAGUCAUAAAAUGACCAUCAUACAUCAUUAGAGAUUAGGAAAACGUGUGUGGGGGUUCUGGUUUGUUGCACCGUGUAUCCUGGGUUUGUCAUUCAAACACAACAAGCUGCAGCUAUGGGUUACAAAUGCUUUGUUUUACCAAACCUAAAAAGUCUCACUACCCCAUCUUAAAGAAAAAUGAGGGUCUGAAGUGGAGAUCUGUUAAAAUAUAGAUGGCUGAAAGUUUGUCACAGAUAGAUAUGCUGGUGUGGAUCAUUUUCUCUUGGACAGGGAAGCAAAACAGAGCUCCGGCUAAGGUUAGCUAAUGCUUUAUAUUAAACAUAUAUUAUAUUCCUACAGUUAAUUUUUGUCACCUUGCCGUCUCCUCUCACCAUGUGAUAGUUCUCCUGCUCUGAGGGAGACGUACUUUCACUUUCAGUCUCUGCCUCUCCCUGACAAAUGAAAAUGAACCAAGUAGCUUCAAUGUUUAUAAAAAAAUCAAACAUGGAGCAGUGCUACACUGAGUUACACUGUGUUAAGUGCAAGUGCAGCUCCAGCUCCAUGUUUCUUUGUGUAGGAAACUUUAGUGACCACACACUAGUUGAUACAAGCAACCGUUACUGUAAACAGUUGGACAACAACUUUCCCUAAAGCUGCAGUUGUUGAUAUUUGGCCACUGGGGAAGAAAAACAAACACACACCCGAGAUUUUUUUAUCACCCCUGGACAAUUCUCUUGGCAAAUUCAUUUUUGUUCCGUUAUUAAGUUUCACAAUAGGUGCUCCAACAAGUCUUUAGAAAAAAAAACUACUCAUCUGCUAGAUGUUCCACUUUAUUCAACAACUUUUUGUUACUGUAGUCUUAUACGUCUUUGAGUGUUUUCACAUUUAAUUGAGUUGAUUUAGUUAAUUCAUAGUGAUACUAAAACUUAAUGGAUUAAUAUACUGUUAUACUUUCUUAGCUUUAGCAUGUACUCUGGGACAGCUGCAGUAGUUUGGAAUUUUAGGGCAGCCACAUUUUGUUGCUGAGCUUUGCUGUUUGUGCCAUGUUUGUUGCAGGAAUGAUUAGACUUGCUGCUUUUCUGAGAAGCACAGACAGUGACUUGCAAUUUGAAACUGACAGGAAACACAGCCGGUGGCCGGUCUGUUCUUCAUCAUACGUAUGUCUGUCAGUCCUGUGCUGAGUAUCACUGGUGGUUACAUCUUUUGCGCCUUUAAUCAGGAUUUAUUUGUUCAUGAAUCAUUACUGCCAGUUAAAUGUGUACGUUUAAAAUGGAAGUAAUCUCCAGGUCAACCACGUGUGCACUGCUUACUGCCAAAGUCUUUAAGCCUCUUCAAAGAUUUAAUAUAAUCAGUGGGAAAAGAUGUAGAGAAAAUAUUUAUUUUGAAAUUACAGCUUGGAGAGAAAAACUUGGUAUUUUUAUUAGCCACAUAUAUAGCCAGAGCUAUUGUAUAUUUUUGUAAAAUCACCUCACAUUUUGGGAAAAUGUAAAAGCUAAUCUCAUUUUACCUCUGAACAAACAGGUUUUACAUUCAAGCAGCUUUAUUAUGGCAAGCAAUUAUAUGUAGCAGGUAUGUGAUCGCGUGUGUGUGGGGGGGAAGGGGGGGUGAUGCACACAUGCUUGAGAAGCAAAUACGAGAACGAAUAUACUGAUUUGCGAAUCUGUGUUUAUUUAAUGUUACAGUGCAAUGAACUGUAGUGGUGUAAAAUACAACUAAGAGUUGGUAAAAACAGUAAAAACAUGACACCAUAGUCGGCGUGUGCAUGUUCUUGAGCUCACUGUUUUUGCUGUUUGUGUAGCAGGUGCUGAUUCCUUCACACAGAUCAAGCGCACAUAUUUUGUCACCUCCAGUAACGCAGAUCAUCUUUGUUUGAUUUCUUUUAAGAAGCCUGUCAUUGUCUUAAAAAAAAACAUUAUUCUUGGAAAUGAUCUGUUCUGUUUAACAGGACUUAAUUUAAAAUUUGUAGAAAUGGCUUGAGAUCUGUGUGGAGCUAUGGAGAGACUGUGACUCUGUUUACAUGGACAGCAGUAUUCUGGACAUUAAGGAGAUCUGAUUAAGUUACUGCCUCGUAAACGGCUUUUUCUGAUUACAUUAUGUAAACGGGAAUAUGACUGCAAUAUGCAUAUAGCAAUUUAUGUAAACAUAAUCUGAAUGUUUUAUUCAGAAUAAGGUCAACUGUUGGUUUAAUAGUGUUCAUGUAGUCUAACAUUAACUCAAUGAAAGAAUAAAAUAAAAACUAUGAUCUUUUCUACA